AUGUCUCUAACGCCUGUCCCCUAUUCCGUAUUUCUCUCACAGAACAGUCUUUUGACCUCGCGUGGUGGACCCUGGACGUGCUCUGGGUUUAUGAAUCACACCUGCGACAACUACAUCGUGCCCGCUGCGAAUUACCAGAUCACGAUUGGUUCUUCUUACGCAACUGCAGAUGAACAUGGCUAUCAAACCAUGUCUUUGCAGACCACGAUAGCGCUCAACCUCACCUCUCUGAGAGGCACUCCAGAUCGGGUGGCAUUUAGCUGGGGCUUUCGGGCCAACUCGCUGAGCAAUAUCACGGACAGUCGCGCUGUCUCAAUACAUUCUAGUGUGGGCGGCUACCAAUUCACGGAUGAUUUGAGCACACAGCUGGGAUAUCCAACAAAUGGAACUCACUGGGGAGACGACCGCCACUUUCUGCAUUCGGGGAUACUGGAUGUCUUCAAUGCCGACGGGACUGUGCUAGUCGACGUUGCCAUCCAUACCACCGUGUUCCAGGUUCCGCAGGAAUGGUACAAUCUAAUGUUUCGUCGUCUUGAUCUUACUCUUGGACCGGUGGAGCCUACUUCAACAACGGAGCGAAUCUCGUCGACGUCGGGGGUAAUCACCUCUCUUUACGAGCCUGUCACAGACACGUCCGAGUUGACAACCUCUGCCGCCUCAACCAAACCAUUCCUAUCCGAAACCUCUACGGUUGCGCAGGAGCAGAGAAAAUCAACGUUGCUGCCAUAA
Messenger RNA from Serendipita indica DSM 11827, 729 nucleotides. NCBI's taxonomy places the organism in Eukaryota, Fungi, Basidiomycota, Agaricomycetes, Sebacinales, Serendipitaceae. The record is from the annotation of a GenBank genome assembly.